Molecule: messenger RNA, 601 nt
Organism: Entrophospora candida
Lineage: Eukaryota; Fungi; Glomeromycota; Glomeromycetes; Entrophosporales; Entrophosporaceae
Source: the annotation of a GenBank genome assembly
AUGGAAGUUAUAAUCAAAAAAAUUGAAGGAGUUGAAGAAAAAAUUGAAGUUAAAGAGAUUUCAGAUCUCAAAAGAAAAAUGGCUGCAACAAGAAAACAUCUUAAUAGAUUCAUGAAAGAUUACAACAUUGAAGGUCCAGAAGAGAUUGAGUUUAAUCAGGAUUUCAAAAACAUUGAUUGGGAAAAAUUUGCUGUAAAUGUAAAUGAAGGUAUUGGAUUCAAAUUUGAUUCUAGAGAAGAUGAAUGUAUCACUCAUUAUAUGGAAUAUAUUAAAAAAAUUUUUAAGGUUGAUUCCAACAGAUGGGUGCAAUCUGCACUGCAGCUAAUUUCAGCUCAUAUGAAAUCUACAUAUGUAACAUUACAUGUUCUAACCAAUUUAGAUGACAGUUGGAAUUUUUCAUGGAUUGAUGUACUACAUUGGUUAAUUAUACCUCCAACAGAUUCUUGUUCAGAAUAUGGUACAACACCAUGUAUUGCUGCAUUGAAUUUUAUUGAUUGGUGGAUAAAGAAAAUUAUGCAUGACAGAGAAAUUGUAGAGAUGGAUUCUGAAUCUUUGACUAUAUUCAAUUAUCCAAUAAUUUCAAAUGAUAUUGAAACAAAAA